AUGUUCAUGGAUUGUCAUUUCAGAACCCCUUCUUCUUCCUCUGCUAACUUUGUGCCAUCUUCUCUCAAGAAUGAAACGAUUUUGCCCAGAAAAUUUGUCUCCUCACCAAGAAAAACAUAUUUCCCUUCGUGGGUCUCUCAGAUUUCUGUAAGAAAAUGUGUUAGUAGCCAUCUUCAGCUUAAGUCAUCUAAUGGGCAUCCCUUGAAUGCAGUUUUUUUACCAGAUGGUAGUCCUGGAAGUUCUCUUCUCAAUGAACAAAUUGCACUUCAGGAGGAAGACAAAUCUGUUCUGGAUUCAGAUAAAGCUCAAUCUACACUCAGUAUAACUGUUGUUGGAGCUUCAGGUGACCUGGCAAAAAAGAAGAUCUUUCCCGCACUUUUUGCUCUUUAUUAUGAGGAUUGUCUACCAGAGGAUUUUAUCGUGUUUGGUUAUGCUCGGACUAGUAUGACUGAUGAGCAACUCCGAAAUAUGAUUAGUAAAACUCUGACUUGCAGAAUUGAUAAGAGGGCAAACUGUGAGGACAAGAUGGAUGAAUUUUUAAAAAGAUGCUUUUACCAUUCUGGUCAAUAUAGCUCUGAGGAAGAUUUCUCUGAGUUGGACAGGAAGUUGAAAGAAAAAGAGGAUGGAAAAGUUUCAAAUAGAUUAUUUUAUUUAUCAAUUCCUCCGAACAUAUUCGUCGACGUUGUCAAGUGUGCUAGCCAACGGGCAUCUUCAGGAAGUGGUUGGACUAGAGUCAUUGUUGAAAAGCCAUUUGGCCGUGACUCAGAUUCUUCUGGUGAGCUAACCAGAAGUUUAAAGCAAUAUCUCACAGAAGACCAAAUAUUUAGGAUUGACCAUUAUUUGGGCAAGGAGCUUGUAGAGAAUCUGUCCGUUCUUCGGUUCUCCAAUCUUGUUUUUGAGCCUCUUUGGUCCAGGAGCUAUAUCCGCAAUGUCCAAUUGAUAUUUUCUGAAGAUUUUGGAACAGAGGGGCGGGGAGGAUACUUUGAUAACUAUGGAAUCAUACGAGAUAUAAUGCAAAACCAUCUUCUUCAAAUUUUGGCUCUAUUUGCUAUGGAGACACCUGUCAGUUUAGACGCCGAGGAUAUCAGGAACGAAAAGGUAAAGGUCCUGAAGUCAAUGAGACCUCUGCAACUUGAAGAUGUAGUUGUUGGGCAAUACAAGGGGCACAGCAAAGGUGGGAAAUCAUACUCUGCAUAUAUAGAUGAUCCAACUGUUCCCAAUGAUAGCAUCACUCCGACAUUUGCGGCAGCUGCUAUUUUUAUCGAUAAUGCCAGAUGGGAUGGGGUGCCCUUCUUGAUGAAAGCUGGAAAGGCUUUACAUACAAGGAGAGCAGAGAUCAGGGUUCAGUUCAGACAUGUCCCAGGUAACUUAUACAAGAGGAACUUCGGAACAGAUUUGGACAAAGCUACAAAUGAGCUUGUCUUGCGUGUUCAACCCAACGAGGCUAUUUAUUUGAAGAUCAACAAUAAAGUUCCUGGUCUCGGAAUGCGAUUAGAUCGUAGUGAUCUGAACUUGCUGUAUCGAUCUAGGUACCCAAGCGAAAUACCAGAUGCAUAUGAGAGGUUGCUUUUGGAUGCUGUUGAAGGGGAGCGAAGGUUAUUCAUUAGGAGCGACGAGCUCGACGCUGCGUGGUCAUUGUUCACUCCAUUGUUAAAUGAACUUGAAGAGAAAAAGAUUGCUCCAGAGCUUUAUCCAUAUGGCAGCAGAGGGCCGGUUGGGGCUCACUACUUAGCUGCCAAGUACAACGUAAGAUGGGGAGAUCUAGGCGAGGAUCGUGACCCGUAGGUAAGUAGAGCAUCUCAAUGUACAAUUGGUUUCGUCAUGGCUUAGUAGGUUCACAUUCUCGGCAAAAUGAUAUAUCAUGUGCUUACACAGUGGAUUAAGACUGAUUGUAUAGGGGUGUAGCUAUGAAUGAUAAAUGAUCCAUACUCCUGUCAAGUGAUCAAUCUCAAUUCAAGGGAAGAAUUUGCAUUUGCAAUAAUAAAAUGCCUAAACUUUCAGUACCAAA
This is a messenger RNA of Benincasa hispida (wax gourd), 2008 nucleotides long. RefSeq names its product glucose-6-phosphate 1-dehydrogenase 1, chloroplastic-like. Gene Ontology annotation, cellular component: chloroplast stroma. Lineage: Eukaryota; Viridiplantae; Streptophyta; Magnoliopsida; Cucurbitales; Cucurbitaceae. The record is from RefSeq and is a predicted model, not a curated record. Gene Ontology annotation, biological process: pentose-phosphate shunt, oxidative branch; glucose metabolic process. Gene Ontology annotation, molecular function: NADP binding; glucose-6-phosphate dehydrogenase activity.